Molecule: messenger RNA, 3635 nt
Organism: Ceratitis capitata (Mediterranean fruit fly)
Lineage: Eukaryota; Metazoa; Arthropoda; Insecta; Diptera; Tephritidae
Gene: Edem2
Product: ER degradation-enhancing alpha-mannosidase-like protein 3
Exons: 7
Coding region: 756-3188 (810 amino acids)
Biological process (GO): carbohydrate metabolic process; mannose trimming involved in glycoprotein ERAD pathway; endoplasmic reticulum mannose trimming
Cellular component (GO): membrane; endoplasmic reticulum
Molecular function (GO): mannosyl-oligosaccharide 1,2-alpha-mannosidase activity; calcium ion binding
Source: RefSeq, a predicted model, not a curated record
UCGUUCUAUCACUACAUUACCACUUACAUAGUUAACAGAACGCAAUAUACCCGAAUAGAUAAAUAAAAACACGUAGUAUUUUGAUGGUUACUAAACAAUUGCGGAUAUGAAUGGUUUUGAUAUAUUACUACAUGGCAUUGGCACAUAAUACAAUAAUAAAAUUUUUAAGACGCGAAGUUAACAAUACUUUUCUUAAAAGUUGGGAUAAUUUGAACCUCGUAAUGGUAGAUACACUAUUCAGCGUAGGUUCUUAAUAUGAAAAAUAAUUUCUGUACUUUAUUUUAAAUACAAAAGUUUAUUCACUUUUGACAUUCUCUACAUGAUUAUUAAAAUGCCUUAACGGAAUUACUUUCGCAGCUUGAAUUUGUAAUAUAAACGGGUAUUUUAGUUUGUUUUUUAUACUAAUUUAGCUCUGAAGUGGUUAUAUUAUAUACAUAUUUAUGUGAUUCAAAUAAUUUAUUGCAAUUGUGACGUGUAAGUUAAUCGUCUUUAGAAAAAAUCGGUCUACAAGCCCCUAUUACUUGAUUAUUUAUUUACAUAUUAAAAUACUCAACAAAUCAGUCUGAAGUGAUUUUGUCAAAACGCAUAUUCAAUUUUAUAAGAUCUAAGUAAAUUCCUUGUGUUUUAUGAACGUUCGUUAUAUGGAGUUGCAUACCUUCAUAUGUACUCUGAUGUGCCUUUUCAAAAGCGGGGUAGUCAACUAAGCAUAUAUUUUAGCAAUAAUAGAGGAAAUAGAAUUAUUAUUUAAUUAAAUCAUGGCCUCGCAAAGCUUAGUUACGCUUCAACAUAAUAAUUUUUUGAUUGGGAUGUUCGCCUUCGUGAUUUUCGCGUCAUUAGUCUUCAGUGAAAGUUUGCCGACACAAAAUAUGUCUCGGAAAGAACGUACCGAAUUGCGAAAUGAAGCACGCGAUAUGUUCAACCACGCUUAUACAGCUUACAUGAAUAAUGCUUACCCUGCAGAUGAACUGAUGCCACUUUCCUGUAAAGGAAGAUAUCGCGGAAUCACUCCUUCACGAGGAGACAUGGAUGAUAUUCUGGGAAACUUUUCCAUGACCUUAGUUGAUUCAAUGGACACAUUAGUGCUACUUGGAGAUUUUGAUGAAUUCGAACGUGCCGUACGUUUGGUUAUACAAAACGUUCAGUUCGACAGUGAUAUAAUAGUUUCCGUUUUCGAAACAAACAUACGUAUGGUUGGUGGGUUACUUUCAGCACAUGUGUUAACCGAGCAUAUUCAAAAAAAUCGUGGGAUUAUGCUUUGGUAUAACGGAGAAAUGUUGGAGAUGGCUCGUGAUCUUGGAUAUCGGUUGUUGCCAGCAUUCAACACAUCUACAGGUAUACCGCAUGCUCGUGUUAAUCUACGCCACGGCAUGAAAGAUGAUGAAUUAAAAAAAUCAAGAGAAACAUGUACGGCUUGUGCGGGCACUAUUUUGUUAGAAUUCGCAACUUUAUCACGUUUAUCUGGUGAUCCUGUAUUUGAAGCACGUGCACACACAGCUAUGGAUGCGCUUUGGAAACUGCGACAUAGAAGCUCCGAUCUGAUGGGUACUGUACUUAAUGUACAUUCAGGAGAUUGGGUCCGUCGUGACUCAGGUGUUGGCGCCGGUAUUGAUUCAUAUUAUGAGUACUUAUUUAAAUCUUACGUUCUCUUGGGCGAUGAUAAGUACUUGGCUCGCUUCAAUCGCCACUACAAUGCUGUAAUGAAAUAUGUUAGUGAAGGUCCAAUGCUUUUGGACGUACUCAUGCACAGACCCCACGCUAAAUCACGUAAUUUCAUGGAUUCCCUCCUAGCAUUUUGGCCAGGCUUGCAAGUUUUAUCGGGGGACAUUAAACCAGCUGUACAAACCCAUGAAAUGCUUUAUCAAGUAAUGCAAAUGCACACAUUCAUUCCAGAAGCGUUUACUGUUGAUUUUCAAAUUCACUGGGGCCAACAUCAUCUUCGACCUGAAUUUAUUGAAUCUACUUACUUUCUUUAUCGCGCUACCGGUGAUCACCAUUACCUACAAGUAGGGAAGAAGGCGUUAAAAACGCUUCAAAAAUAUGCGAAAGUUCCUUGUGGAUAUGCAGCUGUAAACGAUGUUCGCACCGGAAAACAUGAAGAUCGGAUGGACUCCUUUGUAUUAUCAGAAACUUUUAAAUAUUUAUAUCUAUUAUUUUCGGAUCCACGCGAUUUAGUCGUUGAUGUCGACGAGUUCAUUUUUACUACGGAGGCACAUUUGUUCCCAUUAACGAUCGCACAGUUGGGAAACACAACUUUCAGCUUUACCCGAAGCGAUGAACAUAACAUGCUGGAUUUUAUGCGAACGUGUCCAAACUCUAAUAGAUUCUUUCCGGAAAGAGUACGAAAGCCACUGCGGAACUUUAUUACGGGUUCUUGCCCGCGAAUACCCACUGGAAAGCGACUUAGAGCUUUGGAUUUUCAAGCUAGCAAUGCAGAUCAUUUACGAGCUAUUUACGACAUGGGCAUUACCAUGGUGUCCUUAGGUGAUGGCAAGGCAAAGAGCUCUGAUGACGGGGAGAUGGGUCUGCAGUUUAUGCAAGAAAUGUUGGAGCUAACUAAAAUACAAAAUAUGAAUCAGCUUGCGCAACUUCAGGCAGUCGCUUAUUCUUCUGAUGAUAAUUCUAAGGACUGGGCAGCGUUGAUGGCUGGUCCAUCACAUUUCGGUCCAGAGUUGAUAGGGGAACAAUUUAUUGAAGGUGAGCUGGUGAUAGCAUCCCCUUUUCGAGCUUGUUAUGAGCUUUCGAACAAAGAAGAAAUCAGUGGUAGAAUACUAAUUGCACAACGAGGUGACUGUACAUUUGUAAGCAAAGCACGUUUGGCUCAAGCCGCUGGUGCUCUUGCACUGAUUGUUUGUGAUAAUGUGCCGGGAUCUUCUGGCGAAACCCAGCCAAUGUUCGCCAUGUCUGGAGAUGGAACUAAUGAUGUCACGAUACCAGUCGUAUUCAUGUAUUCCCAAGAGUUUAGUAAACUCGUUAACGUCUUCAAACGAAAGCCAAAAAUAAUCGUGAGAAUUAUGCAAAUGAUAGAGUUUAAGCGUUGGCAACUAACAAUGGAUUCCGCAAAAGCAACGGCAGCAAAGUCGACGCGAACUAGUAUAACGAACGGUGAAAUAUCAAAAGGCUUAGACCCAUCUGCUACGAAUGAACCGAUUACAUUGGUGGAUUCUCAAAAUAUUAAAGACGAACUGUAGUAUCGAGGAAAUAUUGUUCUAAAUUAAAGGAUAUAUCAGAACUCUUCCGUUAAUAUGUAAAUUGUGAAAUAAAAUCAUAAGUUUAUCUCUUUGUUUAAUUAUCGUCGCUGCGCCGGUAAAAACAUGUACUUUUUUUUUAAAUUUUUUGGUGCAUAUUUUAUAUUACCAUCUAUUGCCAAUAUUUUCAAUUUUCCAUGAGGUUGAAGUUCAAAUAACUGUAAUACUACUAUUUAGACCGUUAUUAGUUUUUUCAACUAAGUGUUAAAAACAUGAAAUUGAACAAAAUAGUAUGGGAACCACAUCUACAUUUUGUAUGGCUAAUAAUUUUUACAUACUUUUUGUGCAAAAUAUGUGUCCGCACACCACCUGGCAUAAUUUUUAAUCUAAAAAUGAAAUACAUACGGACAGUCGAAUUUUUUAAAUCGAUAUAUUUUUAUAAUAAUAUAA